AUGGCCUUUCUACUGGUGUCAGCCUACCUUUUGUUGACUCAUGCGCAUGGUGCUCCAGUUGAGAAUGGGGCCCUCAUGGAGACGCUGAAGUCACAAGUUAUAUUGUUCAGCAAUAAGAGUGAACACUAUCCAGUACAAGUGAGACCUCCUGGAACAAGCAGACGAAUACCUCAGACAAUCAUCAUUGGCGUUCGUAAAGGAGGGACCAGGGCCUUACUUGAGAUGUUGGACGUACACCCCAACAUUGUGGUUGCAGCUACUGAAGUUCACUUUUUUGACUGGGAUGAAAAUUAUGUGAAAGGAAUAGACUGGUACAGAAGUCUGAUGCCAUUUUCUUAUGAAAAUCAAAUAACUAUUGAGAAAACUCCGGGCUAUUUUACCUCACCACAGGCUCCUGAAAGGAUUCAUGAUAUGAAUAGCUCUAUUAAACUGCUGCUUAUUCUCAGAGAUCCCACAGAGAGAGUUAUCUCUGAUUAUACCCAAGUCUAUUACAAUAGACUGGAAAGCCACAAACCUGUUCAGCUCUUCGAAGACAUUGUUAUUAAAAAUGGAGCACUUAAUACUAAAUACAAGGCAAUCCAGAGAAGUCUGUAUGACAUUCAUAUGGAGAGGUGGCUUAAACAUUUCCAUUUGGAUCAAAUUCACAUAGUAGAUGGGAAUACUUUGAUCAAGGACCCUCUUCCUGAAUUGCAAAAAGUGGAAAGAUUUCUUAACCUGCCUUCCAGAAUCAUGUCUUCAAAUUUUUAUUUUAACCAGACCAAGGGUUUCUAUUGCAUUAGGAGUGAUGGAAGAGAGAGAUGUUUACAUGAAUCAAAAGGGCGUCCACAUCCUGUUGUCAACAGUACUGUUUUAGAACAACUUUAUGCCUACUUCAAAGAGCACAAUGCAAAAUUCUACCGAAUGAUUAAUCAUUCAUUUGACUGGCAUUAG
This is a messenger RNA of Varanus komodoensis (Komodo dragon), 930 nucleotides long. RefSeq names its product heparan sulfate glucosamine 3-O-sulfotransferase 1-like. The transcript has a single exon. The record is from RefSeq and is a predicted model, not a curated record. Gene Ontology annotation, molecular function: [heparan sulfate]-glucosamine 3-sulfotransferase activity. Lineage: Eukaryota; Metazoa; Chordata; Lepidosauria; Squamata; Varanidae. The coding region runs from base 1 to 930 and encodes 309 amino acids.